AUGAAAACAAUAAAAAUAGCAGGUUUUUUUCUUACAUUUUUAAGCACAUUUUUAGCAAAAAGAUUGGCCGUAAGUAACAGUCUGAAUUUUGUAAAUAAUGCUCCAAAGCAACUUCAAAGACGAUCACCACAAAAAUUAAGAGCAACAGAGUAUAAGCUAGAUAAUAGAACAAUUAGAGGCCCACUUUCGCCAAUAAAUGAAUAUAUUUUAAUACAAAAGAAUGAUGCCUACGAUACAACCGAAGCAGGUGUCUUUAUUGGAGAUGCACUUAAAAAAAAUCAAUACGUCGGAAAAGUUUUAGCUGUUGGAACGGGAGUUGUUAACCCCAAAAAUGGUCAACGUGUGCCUAUAGACGUUGAAAUUGGCGAUUUGGUAAUUUUUAACCCAAGUGAUGGAAAUAAGCUGAAGUAUAAUGAUAAGGACUGUUUAUUAAUAUCAAACGAAGAAAUAUUGGGAAAAAUAAAUGACUCAUCCAUGGAAGUAAACCCAGAAAACAUUACACCAUUUUAUGAUCGUGUGCUAAUAAAGUUGGUAAAUCAAAAUAUAAAUUCUGACUCGUUAAUAAUUAUGCCUGAAUCACAAAAUAACGAAAAGUCAUGUGAUGGUUUAGUUGUAGCAACUGGAAGUGGAAAUUAUGAUGAACAUAAUAAUAAAAUACCAUUAGAUAUACGUAUAAAUGAUUAUAUUAAAUUUUCUCCUUUUUCAAACGAAAGUUGUGAAUUUACUUAUAAAAAUGAAAAAUAUACUUUUGUAAAAGCUAGAUAUAUUAUGGCAAAAUAUUAA
Messenger RNA from Plasmodium berghei ANKA, 783 nucleotides. Its product is annotated as 20 kDa chaperonin, putative. Bases 1 to 783 code for a protein of 260 amino acids. Lineage: Eukaryota; Apicomplexa; Aconoidasida; Haemosporida; Plasmodiidae. The transcript has 6 exons. Gene Ontology annotation, molecular function: ATP binding; protein-folding chaperone binding; metal ion binding. Gene Ontology annotation, cellular component: mitochondrial matrix; plastid. The record is from RefSeq and is a predicted model, not a curated record.